Messenger RNA from Cylindrotheca closterium, 3654 nucleotides. The record is from the annotation of a GenBank genome assembly. NCBI's taxonomy places the organism in Eukaryota, Bacillariophyta, Bacillariophyceae, Bacillariales, Bacillariaceae.
AUGAAAUUCAAACCGCAGUGUCAAGACUAUCAUUCCGAGGCCACCAGCUUGUGGUUGGAACGAUACCCAAACAAGGAGACAGAGCCCUUGAGGAUUCAUACUAAGCUUCUAGAGCAAGAGGAAAACGAAGUGUCAAACGAAGUCUAUGAGAAGGAGGUUGAUGAGGCAUCGAAUGAGAGAGAACAAGAACCUCCCAUUUCAAACCCGUUGAUGGAUUCUUUCAAAAGCCAAGCAAACGGAAGCCCAUCCAACGCAAGAGCUUCCAAUGCUAAAAAGAAAGUGUCAAAAUCUAAUUUGUCGAAAGCAGAGGCCAAUAGCAGUACUCCUUCGCGCCACCGACGACGAAAGCGUCGACGGGAUUCACAGAAAAGCCUUUCGCCAACGUCAGAAAAGAAAAUAUCCGAGGCAAGCUUGCGAUCCAAGGACCACACUGAAGUUCCAGCAACGAACAUGCCAUCCUGUGAAGAACCGGGUCUGCGGCCCACAGUAGAGGAGAAUCCAUUGCAAGGCGAUCCACGAAACGGACAGCGGCGAUGGCUGCGACGAAAACUACCCACAGCUGCUUCACAAUCGGAACCAUCAAGUCUAGAAGCAACGGAGGAAAUAAGCACGGAGCGUCCAUCGCAACCAUGCGUCGAGCAUGAAGCAAUGGACUGCGAUCUUGAUGCAUCGCAAAUGGGGGAAAGUAGGACGACUCUAGUGCCGCCAAUAAGAUUCGAACCACAGCAGUGUCCGCAAGAAAUGAUGGAAUGCAAUAGUUCGCUACAAAUGGAUCUAGUCAAGACUAUCCAAAGAGAAGAGGAUUACGAGAUGCAGCCUUCCAGCGACAUUUCACAUGACGAAACCGGACCACAGGAUAUGAUUGUCGAACAUUCGGAUGCUUAUUGUAGUUCUCCAGGUGUCGACAGAGUACGGCGGCGACAGAGACGACUUGUCAAUGCUAUCUGCGGUUCCACGCUUGGUUCCAAGGGAAUCAUCGUACUACCACCAAAGUUGUUUUCCAUUUACGAUUCUCCCUUGUUGGUGUCGAUUUGGACGAACAUUCGAAGAAGUGCUAAUCGCAAGAGGAUUGCCAACUAUGCAUGGUGGCUCGACUCCUCUCAGGCAUCCCAGUCAGUCAUGAUUGAAGAAAUCGAAACCAGGGCUUCUUUUUGGAGGCAGCCAAUGGCACUUCCAUAUCUCCAAUGUCUCAUUUCCUUUUGGUGGCGACGUCGAGCGGAAAUUGCCUUCUUUCGGCAGUUCUCUCGAACCAUCUCGAAUGUGGCCAUGACGCAAUUGGACCAUGUCGUUUCCGUGUUCACCUUGCGACACUUGUCGGAUCGACGUCAGGGACAACGACCAAUUUCUAUCAAGCUGCGGGCAAUACCGAAAAAUGCAAAAGCAAAGAAGGACUUAUCCAAAUUGCCAUAUCGAUACUGCCUCUUGGAUAUUCUUCAGGGAAAUGCUGGAACCUUUUGGAAUGUUUCCCUUGGGCCUUCCAGCAAGAGACGAGAGACGCUAAAGCGAGAACUCAAGGCGAUAGUCCUGUACAAUAGUAAACCCCAGAACCCCAGCCUGGAAGUGCAACAGAGGCUACAGUUUGCAAUCCUUUUUGCUUGGAACCUGGCAAAUAGACAAAAAGAAGAAAGGCACGAGGAACAAGACACAGUUGAAGGACAGUGUAGCACUGAAAACCAGCCCGUUUUGCCCGAGAAACGGAAGGCGCUUGAUGAGACUGGGCUUCUUCCACCGAACAAAUGGACCAUGAGCAAACUACUUGCUCGAAGUAAAACUGAAUUGGCUGAUUCGACCAGCCAUCACAGUAAUGAUCUCAGGCUUCACGAGACGGCAGAAGGAUCAAGCCCUCCUGACAGUACCAAGAAGCAGUCUGCAAAAGGGCAACGCCAAAAGGAAAUCGGCCAAGCCCGGCAGACAGAACUCUCGCUCUUGGAACGUUUUGGGUUGGCACCAAGUACAGAGCCAACAGGAAAUGGAUCGAAUCCCACCAAAGGAAGGAAGAAGCGGCCACCGCCGCCUAUCAUCUCACCGGAAGAAGUUCCUCAGUCGAAGAGAGGAAAAAGGCAAGCCAGGCAGCAGGACAUAUCCGAAUCUUCUCAUCUGGAAAUAGCACCAUCCUCAAUGCAAUGUGAUGAUCCAGUGUCUCUGCAUGAGACUAGGAAGGCGACAAAUGUCAAUGAUGUCAUCUUGCCAGAACAAAACGACAAGCAAAUCAAUUCGCCGAAGCAGUUUUCUGUACUUAGUCCCCAGGGCCACCAGCCACCCUCUUGUCAGCCCAUGUCAAAAGUCGCAAGCUGUCGAAAGCUUGAUGACAGAAGCGAGCACUACAGAAAUUGGCAGCCCAAGAACUUUGACCUGGACGGUGGAAGUGUUUGGAGUUUCAACAAUGACAACGAUUCUGACAUUCAACUUGUCACCGCACCGAAUGCAUUUGAUCCAGAAUCAAACUUGCCAAGUUCCGUCGGAAGCCCAAGCGAGGGCUUGAUACAGAACACUGCCCACCAAAUCUCCCAACACCAGACAACGAGUAGAGUGGUCUCCGACAAGAAACAGAGGAAACGAGCCCGAAAGGCGGCCAAGAAGAAGAAGAAAAAGGAAUCUAAACGAAAGUCGGGGAAGCGAAAGAAGAAGAAACAAUCUCAUGGAGACCUGUUCGAACAGUCAUUGCCAGAGAGCGUGCUACAAUCUCUCGAAGAAGAUGCGACUGAGGAAGUGCGGCCUUGCGUGAAGGAGAACGGCCCAACAACAACUCAUCAAGUGACGGCCACUGCUCAAUUCGGCAUGGAAAUUGGCUCCCCAGACCAACCAAUCGUGAUUGAUGAUACGGAAGACAGUGCUCUCACCUCACUCCCCCCACAAACUGUGCGACCUCCACUAGUAUUGCUUUGUUCGGAGGACUUUCUGGAAAAAUGGGGAGACUAUGCAGCGAGGCUAGUAUCUGGCGAUUGGCAACAUCAAGUUUCGUCUCGCCGAACCAAUGGGACCAGUUCUGGAAGACGAUUCUGCUUCGUGGACACCAAACUUGUGGACACUUGCGGUGUGGAUAUUGAGCUCCCAGAUCGCGGAGGCAUUGUUGUCUCGGCAUUGUCAAGUUGGUUCAAUGAUGAUGGAUUCGAAAGCCUGAUUAUGCGGAUUAUUGGUCUGAUCUCUUCCACAAGGUUCAGACAUCUCAGCAUUUUCCUUUGUGCUGACAUUGACCAAGAUGAUGCCACUAUUGACCGAAUCUCAACUAUUCAAAGUGCUGUGCUACAUCAAGGGGAGGGUCUCACCACAGCGACUUCAUUCACAUUGGUAUCUCCAAACACUCUCGCGGCCUCGAUUGGUCAAUCCAUCUGUAAGCUCGACGCUGCAUGGGGACUGGAAGAAGCCGAAUCGUGGCUUCUUGACGAUCGUACCUUUGAACGGCUUCUGUUCCUGGUACGCUUGGUUCCAACACUCACGGUGACGUCAAUUCUACAGUGUCUAAUGUCUAGCCCAGUAGCAACUGGAUCGACCGAAGACAAGUCUCGAUUGUGGUUUCAGAGUGUCUUCCAAGACGACCGUGAAAGAAAGCGAAUGAAAAGCUUCGAUCCGAAGGUGUUGCAUCCAGCAGUGAUCACGCAACUUUCAUUUGCUCUUGGUAUCAAUAUCGGCGACAAGACCGUAUUUCAAUCAUAG